This is a messenger RNA of Cadophora gregata, 1236 nucleotides long. RefSeq lists its product as uncharacterized. Lineage: Eukaryota; Fungi; Ascomycota; Leotiomycetes; Helotiales; Ploettnerulaceae. The record is from RefSeq and is a predicted model, not a curated record. Gene Ontology annotation, molecular function: hydrolase activity, hydrolyzing O-glycosyl compounds. Gene Ontology annotation, biological process: glucan catabolic process. The transcript has 4 exons. Bases 1 to 1236 code for a protein of 411 amino acids.
AUGCGCUUCUCAACUUCAAUCAUAGCUGUAGCUAGCCUAUUGGUUUCAGUCUCUGCUGUUCCAAUCACGGAUGUCACCAUUGAGGGUUGUGACUCUGAGCCACCUAACUCUUUAGGAGUAUCUGUCACAGUUCCACUUACGAGCAUUUCCGCCCUUCCUAUCACGGACUCUUUGCCAUCUUCUACAAGCCUCGUCACAUCUUCCCCAACAGCCCCUGCUUCUGAGGCUCCUAGCAGCGUUGCCAUUUCUGCAGCUAUGCCUAAACCUCUUAAGGCAGCUGCACCAGGUGCUAGGGCUACAUCAAACUCAAGUGGCGCCCUACAAUGGCUAGGAGUCAAUGAGUCUGGUGCUGAAUUUGGUCAAACCAACAUUCCUGGUGUUUUGGGCACCGAUUACACGUGGCCACUCACAUCCACGAUUGAUACACUCACUGGCAAGGGCAUGAACAUCUUUCGCAUCCCUUUCCUAAUGGAGCGUCUAGCCCAAGGAACAAUGACUGCUACUUUAGACAAAACAUACCUUGGUGACCUAUCAUCUUUAGUCUCUCACAUCACCGCCGCAGGGGCAUAUGCUGUUCUCGACCCUCAUAACUUUGGCCGAUAUGGAGGAUCGGUGAUCACUUCCACAUCGGAUUUCAAGAGUUUCUGGAGCAAUGUUGCCACUGAGUUCAAAUCAGACGACAAAGUGAUCUUCGACUGCAACAAUGAGUUUCAUGACAUGCCAUCAAAUCAACUUGUUGCUGAUCUUAACCAAGCAUGCAUCGAUGGUGUCAGAGCUGCCGGUGCUACAACGCAAUAUGUCUUUGUUGAAGGAACUUCUUACACUGGUGCCUGGACCUGGACUACUUCUGGAAACUCGGAUGUCAUGGGUAAUCUCACUGAUCCUUCAAACAAGAUCGUCUAUGAGAUGCACCAAUAUCUCGACUCCGAUGGAUCUGGAACUUCAGCUGUGUGUGUCUCUUCUACUAUUGGUGCUGAACGCGUUGCGGAAGCUACCAAAUGGCUUCAAGCGAACGGUAAGAAGGGUAUAAUCGGCGAACUCGCAGGCGGCGCAAAUGACGUUUGCAAGUCUGCUGUCACUGGACUUCUGGACUCUCUCGUAGCUGCUAGUGAUGUCUGGAUGGGUGCAAUGUGGUGGGGAGGUGGACCAUGGUGGGGCGACUAUAUCUUCUCCUUCGAGCCAGAAGCGGGCACUGGUUAUGCUGCAUACAUCGACACCCUGGUCAAAUACAUUUAG